CCCUCCGCGCGUCUGGGUCGCCGUGUCUGCCCGCCGCUGACCCGGGCUCCCCCUCAGCAGCUGUCUCUCGCCCCUUCCCCGCCGUCACCUACUAGUCCGCCUGCCUGUGUGGCCGCCAUGGGCCGGAAGCGGCUCAUCACGGACUCCUACCCCGUCGGGAAGAGGCGGGAGGGGCCCACCAGGACCAGCAAGGGGGAGCUGGCAGCCGAUCCAGGUCUCCGAGGGGAGACGCCCCAGUCCCCUGGCAGGGAUGUGGACCUGACGGAGCUGGCGCUGCUCAGGCAGUUUGACCUGGCUUGGCAGUACGGGCCCUGCACAGCUGUGUCAUCUCACUGGCAGGGAUCACCAGGCUGCAGCGCUGGCAUCGGGCAGAAGAGAUGGGCCUGGACCCUCCCCGGGAGGUACACCAGGUGCUACAAACUCAUCAGGGAGACCCCCGCUUCCAGUACAGCCUCUGGCAUAUCUAUCCCCUCUGAGUCCUGCCGCGAGCCUUCUGCCCUCGCCUACCCUGCAGCCAUCAAGGACUUCAGGACAGAUGACGGGUCAGUGGCUGCCCUCAGCCGAGCUCUGCUGCAGAGAAGCACGGGACAGGAGUUUCUCAGGAAGACCACAUGCUGCACCUGGGGGUCUCACCCUGCAGGCCUCCAGGACCCCCUUGGCGGCUAAGCAGAGGAAGCCCCACCUGCCCUAGGUGAAGAGUGGUCUGUGAGGACAGGACUGGCCAUGACCCUCCUGAGCCCAUCACGUAUCUCCUCAAACCCCAGGGACAGUGUGGCAAGUUAGGCGCAGCCUUGGCAGAACCUGACUUGGGUAGCUGAAGCCAAGAUGUGCUUCCUUGUAGGUUGGCAUCUGAGGGCAGAGACUGGCUGAGCUCACAGGUCAAGGAGUUCACUAGUGCCUAUUAAUAAAGAAUCUGGAAUCCUG
This is a messenger RNA of Echinops telfairi (small Madagascar hedgehog), 924 nucleotides long. It is a transcript of the gene POLD4, whose product is annotated as DNA polymerase delta 4, accessory subunit. Bases 118 to 666 code for a protein of 182 amino acids. Gene Ontology annotation, biological process: DNA-templated DNA replication; DNA synthesis involved in DNA repair. The transcript has 4 exons. NCBI's taxonomy places the organism in Eukaryota, Metazoa, Chordata, Mammalia, Afrosoricida, Tenrecidae. The record is from RefSeq and is a predicted model, not a curated record. Gene Ontology annotation, molecular function: DNA-directed DNA polymerase activity. Gene Ontology annotation, cellular component: delta DNA polymerase complex.